This is a messenger RNA of Rubroshorea leprosula, 1215 nucleotides long. Lineage: Eukaryota; Viridiplantae; Streptophyta; Magnoliopsida; Malvales; Dipterocarpaceae. The record is from the annotation of a GenBank genome assembly.
CCCGCAUCUACCACCACAUCAUCUCUAAAACUCCGGCAAUCGCCACUCUGAUCUCUUCUUACUCUCAGUGUUUUGCUUUAGUGUCUUUGUUUGUGUGGAGGAUGAAACAGGGGAAUCUGGAAACUCUGGUAUCAGCAUGUGCUGGCGGUUCCUGCGAUCGGAAAAUCGCUUGUGAAACGCUAGCUACGGCUCAAGACCAGGUCGGCCGGGAAGGAGUCCCGCAGGAGAAGGUGGAAGAAGAAGAGAUCCCUCCGGAUUUUCCGCCUGAAUCGUUCUGGCUCUCUAAAGACGCGGAGUUGGAUUGGUUCGAUCAGAAUGCGUUUUAUGAGAGGAAAGAAUCGCAGAAAGGUAACUCCGUGUCGAAUUCGGCGAAUCUUAAUCCCAAUCUGAAUCGGAGCUCCAAUUCGAGUUCUCAGCGGUUCUUGAAGAAAUCGAAAGCUUCCAUCAUCGGCUUGCCGAAACCGCAGAAAUCUUGUUAUGUUGAUGCGAAGAACUGGAGAAACAAUAAGGCUGGGAGCAUUCGGUUGUUUCCUAAACGAUCUGGAUCUGCUAACAAAUCUGACGCUGGUCUCGUCGAACCGUCAUCACCGAAGGUUUCUUGCAUGGGAAGGGUGAGAUCGAAGAGGGACCGGAAUCGCCGAUUAAAGAACCGCCAAAAAUCAACCAAAUCGGAAAAGGUCAAAAAGGAUACAAAGCCGGAGCGAAGGAGAACAGGUUUCUUUUCGAGUUUUCGUGCCAUGUUUGGGUCCCAUGGGAAAUCGCGUGAAACGCACGCGCCGCCAGUGGAAUCGCCUUCAACAGGCAAAACAAGCGAUAUCAGGAAGCGUUUGCCGCCGGGUGAUUCCGAUGCUGUACCAGUGGAUUCCUCGUCACCGCCGAGAACUAGCAUAGAGGCGGUAGGUCUGGGCGGAAUGAAGCGGUUCGCGUCGGGUAGGAGAUCGGAGCCGCUAAUCUGAAGCAUGGUAUCGGCUCGGAGGGAAGAUUUCGUGUGUGAGGGGGAAGAGGGCUCGUGGUGGGGCCACAGCUGAGAGGAGUUGGUUUGCUUGCAGUCGUGAUUGGGCACUUGUGGACCCCGCUUUCUCGUUCAAAUUUCCAUUGGGCUGACGUGGACAUCGUGAAAACGGUUCCGUCCUUGGAGGUACAACAAAGGAAUAGUAACUACCGCUUUUUUCUCCACGUCUUUUUUUUUUUUGUAUUUUAGUUUAUAGGAUUUUU